GCCGGGUGGGGUGGGGGUGGGGUGGGCUGGGGCUGGGGGUUUGAAUAGCGAGGCCCAAUGGGAGACAUCGGCUGUCAUUGUAAUUGAAGCCGCUCACUCGAUCGGCCGUCAUUCUAAUUGAAAUCACUCUCUCGAUUCGAUCGGGAGCGUUCUCGGUCGCCGUCGGUCGCCCUCGAUCGUCCUCGGUCGUUCGUUAGGAGGGCCAGUGUUCGUAAGCGGACGUGUAGCAUAGCAAUUCUGUUCUGGGGGAACAAUUCGGUGUCGUAGGCGGAAGCAUUAAAACACUUCAUCGUCAGUUCAGCUCAGAUACUUGCAUGUGCAUGGUUGUACCGUCGUCGUCAAUAUCGGAGGUGUUUAACGCUUCUGCUGUUAAUUAGUGCUUCUCACGUAUAGUACUAAGUAGUAGUAGUGGCUGCCGUCGUGAGCACAGGGCAGCGCAGCGUGCCGCACUGCACUACACCGUCGGGCUCAUUGUUUCCAUUCAAUUACCCUCGCCGUCUGCCUAGCGGGCGGCGGAUUAGUCAAUAGUCUUGUUACUUAUCGUGUCGACCUUGUCGGCGCUGACUGGUGCACUUCUUCGAACGCGAUCACUACUCCGUCUCAUUAGUUGAGGUGUUGUGGCGCUGCCGAUCGGGCGGCGUGGCAAUGGCGGAGACAGGGAAUGGAGGAGUGUCGUUGACUGUGGAGGUGAUUCCUCAUCAAGAGUCUUACAGAGAUCUGCACACCCCAGUGAGGGCGAAGAGCGUGGAGGAAUUGCACGCGCUUCAGAAAUCGCAGUCGUUUAAGGCCCCCGCGCCCCAGGUAUUCCAGUCGAUCAGCACCUCGCUGGCAUCCGUGUCUCACGAGCCCCACGGUCCCCACGUGGCCAAAGGGAAGGGGGCCAAGGAUGUGAUCCACCACCUGCGGCCCAUUCUCAGCGACAGCGAUUUGACGGUGAGUCAAGUGCUGUACAACUUGUCGCCGGCGGAGCUGUACGAGGAGGCGAUCAAGUAUGAGAGCGGGUCGUAUAUCACCUCGACGGGAGCGCUGGCGACGUUGUCCGGCGCGAAGACCGGUCGCUCGCCGAAGGAUAAGCGUGUGGUGAAGGAGAGUGAGACCGGCGACGACCUCUGGUGGGGCGAGGGCUCUCCCAACAUCGAGAUGGACGAGGAGACCUUCUUGAUUAAUCGUGAGAGAGCAGUCGAUUACCUCAACUGUCUCGACAAAGUGUACGUCAACGACCAGUUCCUUAAUUGGGACACGAAAAACAGAAUUAAGGUGCGCAUUAUCACCGCGAGGGCUUAUCACUCACUUUUCAUGUAUAACAUGUGCAUACGUCCGACUCAGGAGGAGCUGGAGGACUUCGGCACUCCCGAUUUCACCAUCUAUAACGCCGGUAAGUUCCCUUGCAAUCGUUUCACUCACUACAUGACGUCGGCGACUAGCGUCGACAUCCAUUUGAAGCGGAGAGAGAUGGUCAUUUUGGGCUCGCAGUACGCGGGGGAGAUGAAGAAGGGUUUGUUCGGCUUGAUGAACUACUUGAUGCCAAAGCGCGGGAUCUUGUCGCUGCACUCGGGCUGCAACGUGUCCAAGGACGGCCAGGUGUCGUUGUUCUUCGGGCUGUCGGGGACCGGAAAGACAACGUUGUCCACCGAUAAGCAUCGCUACCUGAUUGGAGACGAUGAGCACUGCUGGAGCGAUGACGGUGUGUCGAACAUCGAGGGCGGGUGCUACGCCAAGUGCAUCGAUCUUUCGCAGGAGAAGGAGCCAGACAUCUGGAACGCAAUCCGCUUCGGCACGGUGCUGGAGAACGUGGUGUUUGACGACCACACCAGGGUCGUGGAUUUUACCGACAAGUCUGUCACGGAGAACACGCGCGCUUCGUAUCCGAUCUACCACAUCGAGAAUGCCAAGAUUCCCUGCGUCGGUCCUCAUCCCAACAACGUCAUAUUGCUGACCUGUGAUGCUUUCGGCGUGCUGCCUCCCGUGAGCAAGCUCACGCUGGCGCAGACGAUGUAUCACUUCAUGAGCGGGUACACGGCAUUGGUCGCCGGGACAGAGGAGGGAGUGAAGGAGCCCAAGGCCACGUUCUCCGCGUGUUUCGGCGCGGCGUUCAUCAUGUGGCACCCGGCCAAGUACGCAGCGAUGCUGGCGGACAAGAUGCAGAAGCACGGGGCGACCGCGUGGCUCGUCAACACCGGCUGGGUGGCCGGCAGCUAUGGCGUCGGGUACAGAAUGAAGCUGUCUCAGACGCGCAAGAUCAUCGAUGCCAUCCACGAUGGAUCGCUGCUGAAGGCCAAGUACACCACCACGGAUGUCUUCAAUCUUGCCGUUCCCGACCACGUGGACGGUGUGCCUGACGAGGUGCUGAUGCCACAGAACAUGUGGGCGGACAAGGAGCUGUUCGACACGACGCUGAGGAGGGUGGGGGGACUCUUCAAGGGCAACUUCAAGAAAUUCGAGGAUUAUACUGUGGGUGGCGAUUCCAAACUCACCCAGCAGAUUCUCUCCGCCGGUCCGCAGCUGUAGCAGCUGCGCGAAACCGCUAUCCACCAGUAGAUUCUCUCCGCCGGUCCGCAGCUGUAGCAGCUGUGCGAAACCGCUAUCCACCUCUUCUUCGUUCUUAUUAAAUCUCACUUCGUCAGGAAUAUUCCGUGAGCAGCAGUAGAUUCUGAGUUCGCGUUUUUCAAUAGAGUCCCGGAGUGGUCGGGUCCGCGGGCGGCCGUUGUGUGCGAAAUAGUGGUGCUCACAACGGGUUUGUUGCGUAAUCUUUGGGUGGUUAAUGGUGGCUGAAGAUGGCCCCCAGCGGUCGGUCUCUUUGACGGAUGUCCUGCAGUUGGCACUGGCAUCCGCAAUUUCACGGCGAAGACUUAACGUUUAUUUCCCCGUAUCUAUGGACAUCUGUUAAAGCGUGCACAUGACACACACACACACACACACACACACACACACACACACACACACACACACACACACACACACGCACGCACACACACUCACAAACACACGCACACGCGAACACACAUACACGCACACAUACCAGUCUCGCGCGCGCACGCACACACACACAAACCCACCCUCUCUCUCUCUCACACACACACACACACGCACGCACGCACCCUCUCUCUCNUCUCUCUCUCUCUCUCUCUCUCUCUCUCUCUCUCUCUCUCUCUCUCUCUCUCUCUCUCUCUCUCUCUCUCUCUCUUUUCUCCCCCCGGGGCGCGCGCAGAGAGAGAGACAAGAAGAGGACGAGCGCCCGCACAGACAGACGUGUGCUUUUGUUUUUUAAUCAAUCAAUCUAUCAUACGGUCAUGAAAUCAGUCGAGCAACCUUCUGUUCUUAAUUCCUCCACCCGUUCCCAGAAAAUCUGAGGAUGUUUUUCCGGAAUCCUGUCCAAAUGGCUAUGUAAGAACUGGGAUCUGUCUAGGUUUCUGUGUUCUGCGAUCGGCUUCGAUUUUGUCUGUGUUAGGAGUGCGUCUUUUGUCAGUAUAGUCAUCUAGUUUCGGGUUGAAAUGGUCAUUACCAUGAGGUAGUCGGUGAUUGCCGCCACGAGAGUAGUUACCAGUCAGUCGUUACCGCCGUGGGAAUGGUCGUUUUUCCCUCGAGUAACUGGUAUCUGAGUCAUGUACGCUUGUUUUGUCUGACAGUGUCUUAAAGGUCCGUGUCUUCUCAGUAUAGUCUUCUUUUUUCGGGUUGAAGCGCUCAGUGCCAUGAGGUAGGUGGUGAUUGCCUUCGAGUAGUGAGUCGUUGCUGCGAUGGGAAGAGUCGUUCAUUUCCACGAGAAUAACCCGUGAUUGCUUGAGAGGAGCGGGUGAUUGCCGUGAGAAUAAGCCUGUAGUUUGUUGACUGGUUCGUCUGGAUAGUUUCAAUUGCAGGCCGAUUUGCAUUGAUGAGUGGAUCGGUAAUUUUGGUGAAUUAACUAAGUUAAAUUUAAUCGGUGUGUGGUUUUUGAUUGGCCUUCAUGUCGUUGGUAUGCACCUUUUUGUGACGCUGGAACCUGUUUUCAUCAGAUUCUUACGGGUGGAAUUGUUCUUUGUUCUUUUUUUUGUUUUGGUUGUUUGUUUGUUUGUUACGGGUGGAAUUGUGAAAGCUUCACGGCGUGGGAAUUAUAUUUUAUACGUGCAUAAUUAAGUCUUAGUGGGGUCGCGUUUCGAGCCUUGUCGGACGUAAAACCAGACGCCAGGGCCGGAUGGGCAUUAUCAUCGAGCGACCGGCAGUUGUAUGCACUUGCGGAAUUGGGUACACUCCCCCAUCGUCCUUGUCGAGGCUGACUAGGUGUUUAUACCUAUUUGAGCUCGUUAUUGUUGCCUCGUUCGUGGCUUCAGUACGUUUGCAUUGCCCUGUCGGACCUAAAACCAGACGCUAGUGGGGAUGGGCAUUAUCCUCGAGCAUCCGGGAGUUGCAUGCACUUGUGGAAUUGGGUACUCGGUCGUCGGUCGUCGAGGCUGAUCGAGAUUAGGAGUCUUUCACGGUUGGCUUCGAGCAUUACGUGAAUACCUUUGAGAAUCUUGUCUUCAGUAGGUACUAGGAAGUUAGGUAUAGAUUUUCAUGUCUGCUGUAGCUUCAGGAUUUAAUCAGCUUAAGGCAGGGAGUUAAGUCUUUGCUUAAUCUGGGGAACAUGUGACGAAAAUUUACGUUUUUUAUCUAAAGACGGCGGAUGUCGGGAGAGUCUUUGUGAGCGGUGGUACUGAAAGGGAAGGCGGUUAAUAGUGCAUCUCCAGAACGGAAUGACGCUGUGUGAGGAAUUUCCAAUGAAGAAGCAGAGGGUGUAAAAGCUCGAGUACGGCGUCAUUUGAAUUGCUGCGGAAUGAUCAUUCAACGUAUCUGGCGAAUGGCAAUGAAGAAGCAGAAAGUGU
Chara braunii is the source of this 4835-nucleotide messenger RNA. NCBI's taxonomy places the organism in Eukaryota, Viridiplantae, Streptophyta, Charophyceae, Charales, Characeae. The record is from the annotation of a GenBank genome assembly.